GCAGUACACAGAUAACAAAAAGUACGUUACUCUCGACAUUGUCUACUUCCGUGUCUUCAAGCGGAUCGAAGUCCUCAGUUGGACCGUCAGUGUCAGGCAGUACGCAUGAGAUAACAAAAGAUACAGUUUUCUCGACCUUGUUUACUUCGGGGUCAUCAACUGGAUUUAAGUCCUCAACAGGAUCAUCAGUGUCAGAUAGUAGUCAUGCAAUUACAAAGAAUACACUUUUCUCGUCAUUAUCUACAGUGUCUUUUAUAAAUUUAAUUACAGCGCGUCCUUACAGAGAUGAUGAAAGUUUCUCAGCCAAGCUUUCGAGGCGACUGUAUCAGUCAUGCCAAGAAUCUAAUAGCCAAAUUGAUUUGGAAAGUGAUGAGAUUCAAGAACUCCACAACUUUGUAGAUUCGCUGGGUAUGAAAGAUAAUGCAGACAUACCUAGCACUGUUGAGGAGGUGUUACGUGGUGCUGUGACCAUGUUUGAAGUAUCACCUUUCUUCAAAAUAUCAACAACUCCAGCAUUUAAUGAAAAUGGAGACUACGUUACUGCCUUGAAGCUGGAACCAACGUCAGAGUAUGUUCAGUUAAAGAUGUAUAGCAAUACUGUGAUCAAAGGAGGGGAAUCAUACAUAUAUGUAGACAGGUUAACAACACUUCUGCAGUCAUACAUUACCACAAUGGGAUCAAGACGCAAACGUCAAAGCAUCUGGUAG
Messenger RNA from Ruditapes philippinarum (Manila clam), 707 nucleotides. RefSeq lists its product as uncharacterized. The record is from RefSeq and is a predicted model, not a curated record. The transcript is spliced from 5 exons. The annotation marks the transcript as partial. NCBI's taxonomy places the organism in Eukaryota, Metazoa, Mollusca, Bivalvia, Venerida, Veneridae.